Molecule: messenger RNA, 363 nt
Organism: Nicotiana tabacum (common tobacco)
Lineage: Eukaryota; Viridiplantae; Streptophyta; Magnoliopsida; Solanales; Solanaceae
Source: RefSeq, a predicted model, not a curated record
AAAGGUAGGUCAAGCCCCUUCUGAUUCAAUGAAAGAUGCACUUCGACCAGUAAUGAGAGCUAUGGUUGGAAGUGAACUUUUAAAGAAUGCUGAUGUGGAUGUCAAAUUCUCUGUUGUAUCUUGUCUCUGUGAGCUUUCUAGAAUAACUGCCCCUCAGCAACCUUAUGAUGAUGGACUAAUGAAGGAAAUUUUCCAACUUAUAGUAAGGGCAUUUGAAGAUUUAUCUCAUUCAGCCCGCCAUUAUUAUAAGGCUGUGCAUGUUCUUGAAACUGUGGCAGAUGUCAAGGCCUGUGUGAUGCUGCUGGACCUUGAAUGUGAUGCCUUAGUUAUAGAGAUAUUCCAGCUGUUUCUCAGGAUCAUCAG